AUGAGUGAAAUUCCUAUGUGCCUUUUUAUUGCCUGCUCAACGAGAGAUAACACGAGCCGAGAAUACAUCUACACAAUAUUGAAGAACCGAUUGUUAGGAAGCCAUGCUUGUAUUGAUACAAACAUCCUGGAUGUACCAACAAAUUUAAAAUUUUGCUCAUUUGAUGAUCUUCUAAAAUGUGCAGAUGAUUUGCAAAAAUAUGAGAGUUAUGCAUACGGAUGUUUAAAAAAAAUUGAAAAGACUGCAAAGGAGUAUGAUGAAAAUAUCGAAUUAAAAAUUAUAUACCAACGUCAACAUAUAAAUAUUGAUCAAUAUAUUAGACGGUUCAGUUGGGAUGAUGCAAAAUAUCCAAGGAAUAGAUCCUUAACAGAUACUAUAGAUGUAAUGGUUAAUAACAUAACUAAAUUAACAGAUGAAAUUCAAAUAAAAUCUAGUAUGCUUAAUGACUUAAAAGAAAAAAAAAAAAAAGAUUUGCCAAAAAAUGAUACGAAUAAUUUCUUUUUAAGAAAUUUAAAUGAAAUAUUAACUCCACAAACUGUUAGUCAAUCAGAUUUUAUCGAAACAGAAUAUUUGACAACAUUAAUUGCUUAUAUUCCAAAAAAUUCAGUUGAAGACUGGUUAAUGAGUUAUGAAAAAUUCUCAGAAUAUGUUGUACCGAGGUCGUCAAAACAAUUUAAUGGGUUAGUAGACCGAGAUGGUACUACCUUAUGGAAAGUUUUUGUGUUUAAAAAAUUUGCAGAAAAUUUUAAAGAAGCAGCAAAAUUGAAAAAAUUUGUUGUUAAAUCUUUUAAGUAUGAUGAGAAAAAGUAUAAUGAUAUUAUGGAAUCAAGAACCAAAGUAGAAGCAGAAAUUAUACGACAGGAAACAUUUCUACGUAGAAUGUGCUUGGCCGCUUUUUCAGAUAUUUUUAUUGCCUUCAUUCAUAUUAACAUACUUAGGGUUUUCUGUGAAUCGGUUCUUAGAUUUGGAGUUCCUCCGAAUUUUGCCUCCUUUAGCAUUCGAAUCAGUGGAGAAAGCAAGGAAAAAAAGGUUCGCAAAAAGUUGCAUGACAUUUUUUCCACAACAGAUUCUAUUGGUAAGAAUUACAUCAAGAAAUCCAAUGAAAAUGACGAGGAUAUAUAUCCCUAUGUUUCAGUUUCGUUCAAGAUAUGA
Plasmodium gonderi is the source of this 1152-nucleotide messenger RNA. RefSeq names its product vacuolar ATP synthase subunit c. Gene Ontology annotation, molecular function: proton-transporting ATPase activity, rotational mechanism. Bases 1 to 1152 code for a protein of 383 amino acids. The record is from RefSeq and is a predicted model, not a curated record. NCBI's taxonomy places the organism in Eukaryota, Apicomplexa, Aconoidasida, Haemosporida, Plasmodiidae. The transcript has a single exon. Gene Ontology annotation, biological process: proton transmembrane transport. Gene Ontology annotation, cellular component: vacuolar proton-transporting V-type ATPase, V1 domain.